This is a messenger RNA of Peromyscus californicus insignis, 1184 nucleotides long. It is a transcript of the gene Fam241b, whose product is annotated as family with sequence similarity 241 member B. The coding region runs from base 170 to 532 and encodes 120 amino acids. The transcript has 3 exons. The record is from RefSeq and is a predicted model, not a curated record. NCBI's taxonomy places the organism in Eukaryota, Metazoa, Chordata, Mammalia, Rodentia, Cricetidae. Gene Ontology annotation, cellular component: intracellular membrane-bounded organelle.
GCAGUUCCCCAGGCAGCCGGCAGAGGGAGCGCCGUGCCGGGCCUCGCCCCUGCGGCGCGCGCUUCCUGUGAGGUCAGGUGGGAGGAAGCGGCCGCCCGUGGACGUGGAGGCCCGGGAACCGUGCGCGCAGGCACACACAGCCCGGCAGGAACUCACAGCUCCCAGGAGGAUGGUGAGGAUCUUGGCCAAUGGGGAGAUAGUUCAAGAUGAUGACCCCCGAGUGAGGACCACCACCCAGCAGAGAAGCAGUGGUCCUCGGCAGGGCUUUCUCAACAGAGGUCAUGGUGGACCUCCAGGGGGCCCUGGACCCCGCCAGCAGCAGGCAGGUGCCAGGCUAGGUGCCGCCCAGUCUCCCUUCAAUGACCUGAACCGGCAGCUGGUGAACAUGGGCUUCCCCCAGUGGCAUCUUGGGAACCAUGUGGUGGAGCCCGUGACCUCCAUUCUCCUGCUUUUCUUGCUCAUGAUGCUUGGGGUUCGUGGCCUCCUGCUAGUGGGCCUUGUCUACUUGGUGUCCCACCUGAGCCAGCGGUGACCUCUGGGGGACGCAUGAGCGUGGGAGUGUUCAUUACUAGACAGGCUGGGCUUUGGUGUGAGAGCAGGGACAGGGGGAGGGAGCUUGGGAGUGCUUGGAGGGUGUGAUCAGGGAUGGGACCACGAGUGGAUUCCCCCACUGUGUUAACCAGGAGGCAGAGGGACUGGGGACCAACAUCACUGAAAUCUGCAGAGUGCUCUGGUUGCCUUGGAAGGCUUUUAGGGGCACAGGGCCUCCACUAAGAAGUAUAAGCCCAGGGUGAGAAAGGCUUAGUAUGUUGUAUUUUCCCAGAACACAAGUUCCCCCACCAGGAGCAGAACUGGAACUCGGAGCAGCUAGGCAUCGUCCAGACUUUGACAGCAUUCCUUUGUUCUAAUGGUGUCUUUUUCUUAGCUGCUCUUCUUCUGUAUGAAGAAGGGUACUGACAUUUCUUUAGUGUGACAUUUCUCUUUCUUUUUUGGGGGGGUGGUGGUGGUGGUUUUGAGACAGGGUCUUAUUAUGUAGCCUUGGCUGGCCUGGAAUCACUAUGUAGACCAGGUUGGCCUUGAACUCACAAAGAUCCACCUGCCUCUGUCUCCCGAGUGCUGGGACCAUAGGUGUGCGGUACCGUGUCCAGCUAUUGUGAUAUUUUCAAUAAAUGAAUUUGAGUCUC